AUGACUGGACUUUCCGCCUUUUGGAUUGAACAUUUUUUGAUCCACCGCUCAGGGAUACCCAAGUUCCAUCCUGGGUUCAGGAGGAUGAUGUACGGGAGGUAUGCGUCACAGCUGCUGAAGGAGAUCGACUCCUCAGAGGCUGGCCAGCUCGCACCAUUCAACCUGAAAGAAUUAUAUCCAAAUAGGUACAACCGAGCAGAAGUUAUUCAGAGUUUUAGAUGGAAGGUUGGCCCUGUGCUUCCUCACGACAUACAAGAAAAGCUCCAUUUCUUAGAGAAAGAGUACUUCAAGAACCACUCUGCAGCCAUGAAAUCAUACAUUUCAGAGAUGGAUAUAGAUUUGACAGUGGAUAUGGUUCCUCCCAAGGAUCCUUACAUUCAGGUUCGGGUCCUGGAGGACAUUGGCGAAGUAUCUCUUGGUGACCAUUCUGUGUCAUUGACCAAGAACUCACUCCAUUUCCUAAGGCGCACAGACGUAGAACAAUUUAUAUCACAGGGUCUUAUGGAAGAAUUUCUGGAGUAG
This is a messenger RNA of Miscanthus lutarioriparius, 522 nucleotides long. NCBI's taxonomy places the organism in Eukaryota, Viridiplantae, Streptophyta, Magnoliopsida, Poales, Poaceae. The record is from the annotation of a GenBank genome assembly.